This is a messenger RNA of Cinara cedri, 3488 nucleotides long. NCBI's taxonomy places the organism in Eukaryota, Metazoa, Arthropoda, Insecta, Hemiptera, Aphididae. The record is from the annotation of a GenBank genome assembly.
AGGUGAUAAAAAAUUUGCAGUUUCAAUAUUAGUUGAAUAUAUACGAUCACUGACAGAUAACAAAAUAACAGUUGAACACUUUCUCUAUGAACUGCUCAUAAAUUGUCUGGUUAUAAAUAAAAUGUAUUUUCAAUUACAUCAAAUGAUACAAUACCAUAUUGUUAUAGAUUCUAAGCCAUUGGUAAUUUUAAAUACAUAUUUUUUCUAUUAAAUUAGUGUAAAUUAUUAUGAAUAUCAGAAUUGUUUAGUUCAGUUGCACUUGACUAUUUGUUCAAUUUCCAUACAAAUGUUUAAUUUUUAAAUUACUAUUUUAGGCUUGUUUAUUAUUAUCAUUGGAAUCGCUCUAUCCUCCAGCACAUCAAUUAGCUCUGGAUAUGUUACAUAGAUUAAAUUCAGCACACGAAGAAAUAGUUGAAGUUCUGCUUUCCAAGAAACAACUCAUCCCUGCUAUGAGGUAAGUUCUACAGACCUUUAACACAUAAAGUACCACUAUAUCUUUACCUGCCCCCCUCCCCAAAGAUACUUUGUAUACUAUAUAUUAAAAAAAACCUUAUCUCUAUGAAGUAAAGCAAAGGUUCCGAACCUUUGUUAUUCUAUGCCCCUUGCAUCUAAACAGCAACAUUUCAAUGCAUUAUUUGGUUUAUAUUUAGACUGCAUUGUUUGAUAAUGGAUUAAUGAUUAUCCAUAAUCGAGGGCCAACAGAUAGCUGUACAAUCAUGCAAAUUAAACAUAGUACCUAUCAGUAUUAGAUAACCUACAAAGAUAUCAAUCAUUAUAAAAUACUUGUAAAGUUGAUAUCGAUAUGGGGAAAAUUUAUUUAUUUUUUCAAUUUUACUGAUAGUAAAAUGGCAUAACAAUUUUAACUACAAAAAUCUCAUUAUUUCAUCAUUAUAUUCCCCUUGAGCAGUAACUAAAUCCCCCCCCCUCCCAGUUGAGAACUGCUGAAGUAAAGUAUUCUAAAUUCAGUAAAUUUGUCUCUUCAAACUUAAUAGUGACAGACAACAGGAUGCAAUGGUUUACUAAUAGAUACAUUAUUAUAAUAAUUAAUUUGCAGAUAUAUGUCAAAACGCAAUAUGUUAGAUCAUUCAACAUACAGAAAAUUAACUGAAAUUGCAAUAUCAAUAGAUAAUCCAAAAAUUUUGUACUCCACUAGAGAAGAGUUUGUGCAAAGAAAAGUAACAUCAAACAAAUUUGAUACAAACACUUGAUGUUUUUGUACCUAAUGUUUGUUAAGUAUUUUUUUUUUAUUGAUACUUUUCUAUUACAAUUAAUAUACUCCUUUAUGUUAUUAAAUAAGUAAAAAAAUAUUGACCGAGAUAGGUGUAUUUUUUGGUAUAAGCCCCAAAAACCAAAUUAUUUAGUAGAUUUAACUUGUUCUUGAUUUAUUUACCUUAAUUUUAGAAUCUGAAACUUGUGAUUCAGUAUCAGCAAUAAAAUACAUUUUCACUGUUAGAAACUGCAGGCAAAACACUAUCUGUGAGAUGAUAAACUUGUCCUUAAAUUUUAAAGUUGGCAUAAAUUACUUUUCAAUAAUCUAUCUGAUUAUAAUUUUCCCAUAAAAGACAUCAUUUGAAAUGUUUAUGAAUGGAUAUUUGUUAAAAACUUUUUUGACAAUUUAUGCAGACCUGAUCACAAAGGUAACAGAGGCUCUAGAUAUGGCAAAACUUCUUAGCAAACAAUUACUUGUGAACAACACAUGCUCUUUCACUCUUCCUUCCAUUUUAAAGCUGAACAAAAUUAACAUUCAUUUGACAUCAAACCUAAACAUACCAAAUUAUCAAUCAUAUAACCAAUAUUUGGGAUCAUCCUAAUAUUAGAGUUCUCCCUUAGAUAUUUGAAGGACUUAAUAAGUGACUCAGUGACUCUUGUGAUGAGGGGCAUUAUUUCAAUUUUUUUUUUUGCGUGUACAAUAAAAAUAGUGUAAUACAUUAAUAUUCAAUAUUUGUGAAAUAAAUAAAAUGUAUAAGAAUUAAAUAUUUCUAGAAAAUAAUUUUGUGGUAUAGGUAGUUGCCAGUCAAUAUUAAACAUAAUACAUCUUAAUAUUUAUGUGUAUGAUGACAGUAUAUUAUACACACUAUGCAGUGUCAACAUCAUUUCACACCAUAUACCAAUAUAAAGGUGUCAUAUUAUAUUUGGCAGUUUAUCCUCCACACCAUACAAUUCUACCCUUAUUUAUUUUUUUUAUUCUACUACAGCGGUGUUGGCAUCAAUAUUAAUUUUUUGAAAUAUUUCACAUUAUUAAUGAUUACUUAUUGACACAAUUAAUAGAAAGUUAGAUAACUUAACACUGAUUCAAAUUGUCCUUGAUGAGGAAAGAGGGGUAGUUUUAUUAGUAUUAAUUACUAUUCAAAAUGUCGUCCUUGCAUUCAUGGCCUAAUUUAUUUAUUUGUUUUUAGCUCUUAACUAUUGCAUCACUGCUUAAAUAUUAAAUUCAUAGAACACUUAAUUGUAACUACAUACAUACUAACAUACAAAAUGAUAAGUUUUUAGUAAUAUAUUUUAUAUAAUUAAUAAUAGGAAUAAAUUAUAGAAUUUAUUUUAAACUGUAAUGAUUAAUUUAUUAUAAUGUAUAGAUUUAUACUUUUUCAUUGAAAAAUAAAAAAUAAAUAAUGAAAAUAUAAAUUUUAGAUUUUGAGUAUAGCAAAGAAUGUAUUGGUUUUACAAAGAUAUUAAUUUUUUUAUAAGUAUCGGUAUAGCUACUUUUCUGAAAGGAAAUUUUCCUGGAAUGGUAAAAGUACCAUCCCUAAAGAAGGAGGUCACUUUUUGAUUUUCCUAGUUUUCCAAAUAAACAGAAAAAACUGAAAAUUUACAAAAAUAAUGUUUUCAUUAUUUUCAAUUUUAGUUUUUAUAUUGUAGUUCAAUGAAAAAUAUUUGUAGAGACUUGACAUAUUAUCUUAUAUUUGAAUUUUUACGUUCACCCCUUAAAUAAUGGUUUGAUUAAUGCUAAUUUAAAGUUAUCUGGGAAAAUACUAUUUUUAUUACUUAGAUUAAAUAGAUGAAUAAGAGGAUUAACAAUUUGAUCAGAAAUACUUUUUAAUAUUUUUAUUGUUAUCAUAUAGUAUCCCGUAGCGAUGUCCUCUCUACAGUUGUUUAUAAUUGAUUUUACCUCUGAUAAAUCAAUUUUUUUUAAAAAAAAAAUGUAUUGAAUGAUUGCGCAUCAAGGUUGUUAAUCACAUUUAAAUUACAGUUUGUGUCAGUAAGCACAGUAGCUUAAGUUCAUAUCAAAAUUUAAACCAUUAAAGGCUUCUUUUAAUAAAGUAGUAAGACUAUUAUAUAGACUAUUUAAUAGUCGAACAAUAACUGUACUAUGUGAAUAAAAUUGUUAAACCAAACAUAAAUGCUUGACAAUUUAACAGGAGAUUUAUUAGUGUUCAACGAGAAAUGUUAAGUUUAAUGUAGUAUUUUUCUUUAUACAAAUUGUAAUAUCAAACUUUCACAAAAAUUGUAAAUUUAUAAAUAAAUGAAUAACCUGGAUUAUUAUGAAAUGU